This is a messenger RNA of Conger conger (European conger), 5585 nucleotides long. RefSeq names its product tyrosine-protein phosphatase non-receptor type 11-like. Gene Ontology annotation, molecular function: protein tyrosine phosphatase activity. The transcript has 16 exons. Gene Ontology annotation, biological process: protein dephosphorylation. The coding region runs from base 106 to 1884 and encodes 592 amino acids. Lineage: Eukaryota; Metazoa; Chordata; Actinopteri; Anguilliformes; Congridae. The record is from RefSeq and is a predicted model, not a curated record.
CAUUAUUUAACAGAGAGAAGGACGCGGCACAGUAACGGGGACGGACUUAUUUUAUUCCCCCACAUCCUCCCCUUCAGUAUUUUAGGGAGCCUGACAGCUUUUGGAAUGACGUCUCGCAGGUGGUUCCACCCCAACAUCACUGGGAUCGAGGCAGAGCAGCUGCUCCUAACGCGGGGUGUCCACGGGAACUUUCUGGCCCGGCCAAGUAAGAGCAACCCAGGAGACUUCACGCUUUCCGUCAGGAGGAACAAUGAGGUCACCCACAUCAAGAUCCAGAACACGGGGGACUACUAUGACCUGUACGGAGGGGAGAAGUUUGCCACGCUGGCCGAGCUGGUGCAGUACUACACCGAGCAGCACGACCUCCUGCGGGAGAAGAACGGUGACGUCAUCGAGCUCAAAUACCCCCUCAACUGCAAGGACCCCACGUCUGAGAGGUGGUACCACGGUCACCUUUCCGGGCGGGAUGCGGAGAAGCUGCUGAUGGACAAGGGGAAGUCUGGGAGCUUCCUGGUGCGGGAAAGCCAGAGCAAGCCGGGAGACUUCGUCCUCUCCGUCCUCACCAACGAGGAGAAGCAGGAGAACGUGGAGCGCAGGACCAAGGUCACCCACGUCAUGAUCCGCUUUCAGGAUGGGAAAUACGACGUGGGCGGGGGGGAGAGGUUUGACACUCUGGCAGACCUGGUGGAGCACUAUAAGAAGAACCCCAUGGUGGAGAAGAGCGGGAUUGUGGUGCAUCUGAAACAGCCCUUCAAUGCCACCAGGAUAAACGCAGCCAGCAUCGAGAACCGAGUACGGGAGCUGAACAAGGUGGCCGACAACUCCGAGAAGCCCAAGCAAGGGUUCUGGGAGGAGUUUGAGAUGCUGCAGCAGCAGGAAUGUAAGCUGCUCUACCCCAGGAAAGAGGGACAGAAGGCAGAAAACAAGAGCAAGAACAGAUAUAAGAACAUCCUGCCCUUCGACACCACUCGCGUGGAGCUGAGCGAGGCAGACUCGGAGGUGCCAGGCUCCGACUACAUCAACGCCAACUACAUCAGGAGCAAGCAGGAGGAGGGCUGUCCCGGGGACGAGUGCAAGGUCUUCAUCGCCACUCAGGGCUGCCUGCAGAACACUGUCAACGAUUUCUGGAAGAUGGUGUACCAGGAGAACACGCACGUCAUCGUCAUGACUACCAAGGAGAUGGAGCGGGGUCGGAACAAGUGUGUGCGGUACUGGCCCGAUGUGGAUGGCACAAAGGAGUUCGGGGCUCUGUGUGUGAGGAGCAUAGUGGAGCGGCCGGCACAGGACUACAUUCUGAGAGAGCUGGAAAUCUCCUGCUUAGACAGGGAGGAGCCCCCCAGGGCCAUCUGGCACUACCAGUACCUGAGCUGGCCGGACCAUGGGGUCCCGAACGAGCCCGGGGGUGUGCUGAGCUUCCUGGAGCAGGUGAACCAAGCUCAGGACGCCAUUUGUGACACCGGCCCCAUCGUGGUCCACUGCAGUGCAGGCAUUGGGAGGACUGGCACUAUCAUUGUGAUUGACAUCCUCAUUGACAUCAUCAGCAGGCAAGGGCUGGACUGUGACAUCGACAUCCCGAAGACCAUCCAGAUGGUGCGCCGGCAGCGCUCCGGCAUGGUGCAGACGGAGGCCCAGUACAAGUUCAUCUACAUGGCCGUCCAGCAGUACAUCGACACCAGGCAGAAGAGGCUGGAGGCGGAGCAGAGAAAUAAAAUGAAAGAGCGAGAGUAUUCUAACAUCAAGUACCCUCCGUCUAACGCCAAGGCGAAGGCCAACAUGACCAGCUCACGGUCCUCUCCUGUGGUGAAUGACGAUCCCAGCGCCGUCUAUGAGAACCUGAAUAUCAAAAACCCAAAGCCUGCUGGGAGCAGUAACACCAGGAGAUGAGGCUUAUGGGUCGGGGCCACUGCCAGUCGUGGAGGCAGUUUCACAGCAUGGAGAUGGCAUCUUGCCGUACUGGAGGAUCUUGUGGACCUAUUAGACCCCAGUGAAGCGCAGCAAGAGCUGAGGACAGUAGGGUCCCUAGCAGCCAAUCACAGAAAGGAAUGAUUUGACCCAGCAACACAGCAUGGUGACCACCACCUCCCUCUCUUCACAGGGCGCCUCUCUCCUAUCUGUCCAUCCAUCUCAUUGGCUCACGUUCGCAAAUUAAGUGCCUAUACCGCAGAACAGAUUGUUAACCCCGCCCCCAACUGACCCCACUUGACCCCAAACAAACACACAAAAAAACAAAACAAAAAAACACACACAACAAAAAGCUAAGCAGUGUAAAGCAUAAGCUGUCGGUGUUUUACUGAUCUUUACAAAUAGCCAAACUACUGGUUUACUCUCUUUUCUGUUGUAUUUCUAUUGAAUGCUUUGUAAAUUUUAAAAAUAGCAAAAUAUAUAUAUAAUUACAUAAGUACAUUAUAAAUAUAUUACAUAUAUGUGUAUAUUUGAUGUGUGUGUCUGUAUGUUUGUGUGUGUGUGUGUGUGUGUGUAUGCGCGUGUGUAUUUAUAGUGAUAUAGUGUAUCUAUGGGAAGCAAAGGAUGAAGCAUGGCUCCUUCUGUGUGAGUCGGCUCUGCCUAAUCGACACAUCUACUGUAACCAAAGACCUCGGGCUUGAUAACCUCCAAAACCUGCUUAGAAUGUUUGGGGCAGAAGCACAGCAAUUUGCACUUUUUUUGCAAAAAAAAGAAAGAAAAAAAAAAAGAAAAUGAAAAAGUUAUGUGGUAAUUAAUAUGCCCGAUAAUCCUCAUGUGCCAGUCCUGUAUGUUUGCUAUGUGUAUGCGUGUGUCUGCAUGUGUGUGUGUGUGUGUGUGUGUGUGUGUGCGUGUAUGUGCGUGCAUCCGUGCGUGUGCGUGUGUGUGUGUUUUGCAGCGUUGUGGCAGUGCCUAUUUUAGCAGAACCCAUGCUGUGCUUCUAGGAAGUUCCUCUUGGAGGUGCUUGAACACCCCCCUGCUCUCAGUGUCCCUCAGAAUAUCCCUGUUGCCAUGCGCAUGUGCCAGCUCUGCUCCCAACAUGCAGCACAAACAAAAUGGCUGACACUUUAAACUGCAAAGAGGGGUUCCCAGAGGCAGCAGCUGGGCAGCAAUGGUUGAAUUACAUUUUCAGAAGUUUGAGUCUUGGAGAUAAGAGACACAUUUAUAUUUUCUCUCUAAUAUCCCGAUAGAAUUAAGUGAGGAACUAUCCUUUUCUUUUCCAACAGUAUGCUCCUUCAGCCAGUACAGCACAGCUUAGAGAGCAUCUGGCCAAGGAAAGCUGUCCCUGACCAGCUGCCUUACUGCAGCUCUCAUACUGCAUGGGUCCAGAUCUAGGCCCAUGUUUAAGCAGCAUCUCAAUAGUUUUUGUUAAAGCAUUCUUUUCCUUCACUACCCUUGUUUAAAUGGAUGUUUUCCUCUUAAUGGUAUGUGUGAACACUGUACAACUGCAUGUAUAUUAAUCUCUGCACCCCCAAAGGAUAAGUAGUCAGCUGAAAAGGUGAUCUGGAGAGCUGUUUUUUCUGCCCUCAUUGAGUAAUGGUUCAGGCUGACUCACUCUGACUCACGCUGACUCAAACACCCUUUGGUGGCACAUCUGUUGCGUGGUCUCUGUAUCCUAGCGAGAAGCCAUUACAUUACAUGUACAUUACAUUUUAGUCAUUUAGCAGACACUCUUAUCCAGAGCGACGUACAAUAACGUACAAAUCAGAACCAGGGACAAGUGCGUUGAAGACCCUAGAGGAAAGUACAGUUCCAAGUCCUAGAGUGAUCACAUUGAUAAAACUUGAACUUGAAUACCAUGGUUAGCAGCUAGAAUACCCCGAAUACUAAAAUAAUGAUACAUAAUUUGAGUCCAUUCAUAUGGGCAGAUGGCCCAAGAUGGCCCAAGAUCAAAGAGCAGAUUUGUAUUUUUACUUGGUCAUUUAUAGGAAGGCUUUUUAUCCAAGAGUGGUGUGCAAGUUGCUAAGCAAGUACCGCCAAUGGUAUCAGAGAAAAGGAGGAGGCUAUGCUCGUAAGGCUCUGUGAGAUUUCGGGUUUCGCACUUACACUUCGAUCGGCUCAGGUUAAAUCAGUUAAGUGAUUGUGAUUAGAAUACAUUGUCAUGGCUGCAAGCGCUGACAAUCUACCGUCCCAGAUUAUUAUAUUUUAUGGAAUGUGGAAUGGGGGGAGAAUAUUUUCAGCUCAGUUUCAGUACGUUUGAGGGCACUUCUGCUACAGGGAAUGAUCAUUUCCAUUCACAAGGCCUGCCGGUCAUCUGAGGUGUGCCCAACCCCAGUGAAUAGUGUUUUGGAAUACUGAUCAAGUGACUUAUAUAUACACUGUUAUUUGCAUUGGAGGUCAUUUCAUAAGGUCUGAAUUUGUUUUUCCACUGAAAAGUAACCCAUAAAUGUUAAAGGACUCUGAACUUCCAUAAAAUGAUAGCAGUCAUGUGAUUUUCAGAGGAUUUUUCCCUUUGUGUUAAGUUGUGUUAUGAAAACGUGGACUGUCUGACCGGGACACUGCUCUUUUAUGGUUUCCUUUCAUUUUAAACACCUUGAUCCUGCCCACAAAAACGGAUUGCAAUUUUGCAAUCAGUCUUUAAAAAGUAUUGUUUUAUUGUUUCAUAGGGUGGCUGUGUGCACUGCAUUUGUACGGUAUGCUAGUGGUGCGGUCUAUUUACCAUAAAAGGCUGGUUAAGGUUUUUUGUUUGUUUUGUGAAAUGUAUGUGUCAGUAUUCAUUACUGUGGAUAACUUUGAAUGUUGAAGGAACCUUCUUACUGCCAUAUGACUUUUAAAAGGAUAAUUACAGUGAUAAGAGUUUAAUAUUUAAUUUAAGUAACCUGGUUUGAAAAAUGGUGUCUAUCUGGGAAACUGAAGGUCCCCUUUGUUUGUCCAGAGCCAUUCCAGUGUUAGCUGCAAGCUAGCCUUCUCUUGGUCAAUCCUAAAACCCUGACCAAAGGCCAAAACCAGGCCUGAGCCGUGCUGUGGAGGGAGUCUGCCUUCAUGCCCCUACCACCCAAGGCUGGCUUGUGGUGAUGGCUGUGAUGAUCUUUAGCAUGUGGGUUUCUGCCCCUGUGUCUGUGUGUGCGUGUGCAUGCACGUUUGUCUGUGUUUGCGUGUAUGUGUCUGUGUGUGCUUCUGUGUCUGUGUGUGCGUGUGCGUGUGCAGGUGUGUGUGUACUUGUGUGUCUGCAUGUGUGUGUAUGUUUGUGUGUGCGGUGGGGCGGUACAAGGCUCAUAGUGGUUCUAUUACCCCCACAGGUGCAGAAAGCACCCCCCAUAGCUGGGUUGAGCUGAGUAGGUCUGGCGGUAUUGCUUGUGGUAUUGUUCUGCUGGUGGUUAUUACUCAAUGGAUUUGUGAAUAGCUAUCAUGACCCACUCGGGGUGUGUAGCCAUUUCAUGGGUACCUGGGAGUUUGAGGACUGUUGCCUGUUAAUUAGCCUGGAUGGGGCAAUUGAGGUCUUCAGAGUUCUCUUGGUCUGUGCUGAUUUUUUUUAUCAGCCUGUUUUUUAAAUUGGAAUUUUAUAUGAAAUGUGACUUCUGUGAUUACCACUGCUUUUUAUGAAUUGGCAAAAAUAAAAAACCUACAAAAUAUUUUUCCAUUUACAAUUAUUCAAGAUCGUUAAUUUUUUGUGUGUAUUGCAAUGA